Molecule: messenger RNA, 1121 nt
Organism: Triplophysa dalaica
Lineage: Eukaryota; Metazoa; Chordata; Actinopteri; Cypriniformes; Nemacheilidae
Gene: arl1
Product: ADP-ribosylation factor-like 1
Exons: 6
Coding region: 133-678 (181 amino acids)
Biological process (GO): vesicle-mediated transport; intracellular protein transport
Cellular component (GO): Golgi apparatus; cytoplasm
Molecular function (GO): GTP binding; GTPase activity
Source: RefSeq, a predicted model, not a curated record
GGCGAUGAAUCAAUAGCAAGGCACACGUCCGGUCACGUGUCUGUGUGACACGUCGUUCUGAAGCUCGCGCACGGAAGUGUUUGGACGCAUCUGCCUUCAGAAGGAAAUAUACAAUAAAGGAUUUAACACAAAAUGGGGGGCUUCUUCUCCAGCCUCUUCUCUGGCCUGUUUGGCACCAGAGAGAUGAGAAUUCUCAUUUUGGGUCUAGACGGAGCAGGAAAAACCACCAUACUUUACAGGCUGCAAGUGGGCGAAGUUGUCACUACAAUUCCCACCAUUGGUUUUAAUGUGGAGACGGUGACAUACAAGAACUUAAAGUUCCAAGUGUGGGAUCUUGGUGGACAGACGAGUAUCAGGCCAUACUGGCGGUGCUACUACUCCAACACAGAUGCUGUGAUUUAUGUCGUAGACAGCAGUGAUCGUGACAGAAUGGGAAUCUCAAAGUCUGAACUUGUGGCCAUGUUAGAGGAGGAGGAGCUGAAGAAAGCCAUCCUGGUGGUAUUUGCCAACAAGCAGGACAUGGAACAGGCUAUGACCCCUACUGAGGUGGCCAACUCUCUUGGCUUGCCUGCGCUGAAAGACAGAAAGUGGCAGAUUUUCAAGACAUCUGCUACUAAAGGAACUGGGCUGGAUGAGGCAAUGGAAUGGCUUGUGGAGUCACUGAAGAGUAAACAGUAAAUGCAGACGAGCUGUCUUGUAAAUACCCUGAUCUGUGAACAUCAGAGACUUCUUAUUGCGUGCCCCUUUGGACCAAUGAAGGUAUUCUUCCUGUUGUGUGAAGGCCACGCCACGCCCCUCCCAGGACAGAGAUGUUGAGGCAGAGUGUGAAUGGAGCGUUCUUGGACUCGACAAAUUUUAAAAUAUUUUUUCCCCUUUUGCUUCGUCAAUUUAUGCUUUGUAGAUUUUUUUUCAAUAUUCACUACAUUUGUACUUGUCAGAGGUGUUUGCUUCGUAAAAUUGCCUUUUUCCUGAAUAAUGGGUGCCGCUGGUAUACUAACCGAGUAGAUAUUUAAGACUGAUUUGAAUGCUUUGGAUUUGUAACAGCAUAUUUAUAUUUGCACGUGUACAGGGGACAGCGCUUCUGCGUUAUGGCUGCAAAAUAAAUAUGCAGUCCAGAUAUA